UGGCUGUAACCAACAACAUCAGCAACACCAGCUGUUUCUGACUAAUAAUUUAUUUAUUUGUUUAUUAAUAAUAUAAAUAUUAUUUAUUGUAAAUAAUAAUAAAAAUGAGCUCAGGUGAUUGGGAUGAAGUAAAGAGGUUGGCUGCUGACUUUCAGAAAGCUCAACUUAGUUCAACAUUACUCAAGUUGUCUGAAAGAAAUUGCGUUGAAAUAAUAACAAAAUUGAUUGAAUCAAAUUUAUUAAACGUUGUAUUUACAGCUGAUGGAAAAGAAUACAUAACACCACAACAUCUUGAAAAAGAAAUAAGAGAUGAAUUAUAUAUAAGUGGUGGUCGAAUUGAUUUAGUUAAAUUGACGAAAAUACUUAACGUUGAUUUUACUCAGGUAUCAAAAAUAGCUAAUGAAAUUGAAAAAUAUGACAAAGGUGUUAAAAUAAUACUAGGUCAAUUGAUAGACCGGAGUUAUAUGACUAAAAUAGUUACCCAAAUAAAUGAUAAAUUGAACCAAGCUGGACACAUAAAUAUUGCUGAAUUAACAAUUCAUUACGAUUUACCGGCUGAAUUUUUACAAUCAUUAGUUGAAAAAUCACUAGGUAAAUCUAUUCACGGACAGCAAGAUAAACAGGAUCCCAAAUUUUUUUAUACUGAUAAUUUUAUCGCUCGUAAUAAAUGCAAAGUUCGCGGUGCACUUAUUGCUAUUACAAGACCUACACCUCUGACUGCUAUUUUGGGACAAUGCGCCGUUCCUGAAAGAAUUUUUUUUACUAUUUUUGAUGACCUUCACAAUGCUGGAGAAACUCCUGGUGUGUUAACUAGCAAGCAGAUAAAUAGUGGAAUAUAUGUACCAACAAUUUAUACAAAAACUCAAUCAGAGUGGGUUGAUAAUUUCUACAAACAAAAUGGCUACUUAGAAUACGAUGCACUCACUCGUCUUGGAAUAAAUGAUGGUAAAAGUUAUAUAAAACGUCACUUUUCACAAAACACCCCAAUAUUACUGGACAGUGUUGCAGUAGGUCCAGCAAUUAUUGAUCAAAUAGAUGCUAAUGUUGAAGAAGUUAUUGCGACAAACUCAUUUGUCGACAUCUAUCCUCUCCUUCCCUCUGUUUUUACUCCCGAAGAUAUCGAAAUCCUGUUAAAAGAUGCAUUGAAACGUUUGAAAAAAAAUUUUCAUAUUUUCAUUACAACUGUUAUUGCUUCUGAAGCUUUUAUGCAUAAUUUGAAUAACAAACUCGAGUCAAUUGCUGAAUUAAAAGCCAAAGAGGCUGUUGAUAGCGGCAAGUGGUUGCAGCAUGUCGCUGAAAGUAAAAUAAAAACGAGUAAAAAUAUUGAAAGUCAUAAAUUUGAGGGUAACAGCAAGAAAGAUGAUCGCAGAAAAAAAGCCGCCAGUGGCAAAGCUGGGGGUGGUAGUCAGGGAAGAGAAACUAAAACAAAGUCAACUAAGAAAAAAUAUUAUCAAGGAAAAAAUAAUGACAAUGAUUAUGAUGAUGAUGAUGAUAACAGAGGGUCCAAGGGGCCAGAUAAAUUUGAAUUAAUAUUAUUUUCCGUUGACGAUUUGAAAAGUGAAUUGAAUAGAUAUGAAAAUUUAUCAGAUGUUGAAGAACUUGUUGAUGAGUUGACGAAUUAUUUCCACCCGAAAUUAAAUAAACUCUCACUGACACUGGCUGAGAAAUUCGCCCAGGCAACCAAGACAACUAACUUCAGUGAUGCUGAAGACAAAUUAAAUAUGCUGAUUACAAAUAUUCGUGUUUUUGAUAAAGGAAUAAAGUGCAUAGGAAACAAAGAUACCGUUAAUUCGUUGACAAAAUAUUUAAUCAAGACACUGGGUACUGAUUUCAUAAACGAGUUACUCAAAUUAGCGGCUGUGCAAAACGUUUUACAGUGUUCAGAUAAUUUAACGACGGAAUCGCGGCAGAAAAUGAUUGUCGAGCUGCCUGAUGAUAUCAGAGAUGAACUAGACAAUGUCAACAAAGCUGUAAUGAAAGGUUCCAUUGAAGAAUUAUUAAAUUCAGCUGACCCAGCUAUGGCUGCCUGUUGUUUAAUUCUAAAAAAAUUCGACAAAAAACGGGAGAAAGCAAUCAUACUUGGUCACAGACAAGCUUUGCUUGAAGAAUUAAAAGAUACUGAGGAUCCAGCUCUGGCUCUUCAUUUGACGACGAGUAUUUUAUUUACUGCCGCUACUCAGUGCGCUCUUCACAUGUCUGGCAGACAUGUUUCCUCUAUUUUAUCAUUUCUUCAAUCGUUUUUAAUUCCUACCACUUCUACUCUACUUACUGACUACCACGAUCAUGUUUUAGAAUUAUUGAGUUCCAAUGACUCGACAACAAAAGAAGAGACACGAAAAUUAUUGACUGACGGAUUGGAUAAAUUAAAAGACAUUGCUUACAGUUUCAAAGAGCAAAUUAAAAACUCGGACAAUAAAAAUGAAUAA
Microplitis demolitor is the source of this 2426-nucleotide messenger RNA. RefSeq names its product E3 UFM1-protein ligase 1 homolog (gene Ufl1). Gene Ontology annotation, molecular function: UFM1 ligase activity. Gene Ontology annotation, cellular component: endoplasmic reticulum membrane. The transcript has 5 exons. The record is from RefSeq and is a predicted model, not a curated record. The coding region runs from base 105 to 2426 and encodes 773 amino acids. NCBI's taxonomy places the organism in Eukaryota, Metazoa, Arthropoda, Insecta, Hymenoptera, Braconidae. Gene Ontology annotation, biological process: regulation of proteasomal ubiquitin-dependent protein catabolic process; response to endoplasmic reticulum stress; protein K69-linked ufmylation.